AGGCGUGUCAGUGGUAUUAGAAAAAGAACGCUAAAAGAACACAGACAUAAUGACAUAUCGUAAAUGCACAGCAUGUAGUUUUCCAAUAGCAUAGUACAGUUUAUUGUCCUGAGAUGGGGAGCUUCUUUUUUUUUUUCGGAAAUUGGCCACACUCGACCACUGUGGUCACGAUUGACAAGGAAUGGAGUGAUGCUUUUGUUCGAGUAAACACGGUGGUGAAACGUUGCAGUUGCGUGGACACCUGCGUGAAGCUACACGAGAGCGAGUACGCGGACAUCUUCGUCGCGUCCACGGAGCGCGGCGACACCAUGGUGUUCAAGGUAUUCGACUGUGCGCGCAUCGGGAAAUACAUGCGGUGCCUUAUCAACGAGGUCCGGAUUGGCUGGUUCCUCACAAAGUUGGCUGAAGGGCUAGAAAAUCAAACAAGAGGCUUCCCUCAGCUCCAUUUGACAUGUUGCGUUUGGGACAGCUAUCCCGUGCUGCUGGAAAGUGCAUGCACCAGCUACCUGAAGAGGAGAGGGUCGGCAGAUUUCAGAGAGUAUGGACGAAAGCUGUACUCACCCUACGCCCUCAUCUGCAUGGAAAACGCUGGUGAACCGCUCUCCAAAAUUACGCUCGGGCAUUUCAGCAACGCCCUGCAGCUUCGAUCCGUGGUCCAGCAGGUGGCGGUAGCCUUAGCGGUUGCUGAGGCAGAACUGGAGUUUGAGCUCCGGGCCCUGACUCCUGGGCACGUGCUGGUGAAGCCUGCAGGCCGUCGCGUAGCGCACUACCGCUUCAUGAACAGCGUCUUGUUCGUCGAGUUGCACGGAUGGGAAGCGUGCGUCGUGGAUUUUGCUGCAUCCAGGCUUUGCCCGGGCGGAGGAGAGAUGCCCUUCUACGUUGGCCUGCACGAACUCCCUGACGACAAGAGGAAGGCUGUGGGCGACAGGCUCGCUCUCAUCGACAAAGUUAUCAGGCCCGACGCAUCCCGCUUCGAGCCUUACACCAACAUCAUCUUCCUCCACGACCUGGUUCAUGGACUACUGGAAAAGCACAAGCAGAUUUUCGCGUACGGCAUGUCUUCCUGGACAAGCGCCGAGUGGGAAGCUUGGAAGGACCUCUUGCGGUGGUCGGAGGAGAUUCCGGUUUUCAUCAGCGCAGGAGCUUUUGUAAUCGCCCGCAUUGUGCCCAGCAAUGUGCUCGCCGAGUCUACUCAUAUGACCGAAGAAACGUAGAGCCAUUCCAGCCGUUGACUUCCGCGAGGGCUAAACUCUUCUGUUGAUAUUCAGAGAGUUGACGCUAACUAAAGUGGAAUGAAACUAGUUUAUUGUGUAAAAUACCGUUGUUUCGUAAGAGACUUUCUUUAUUUGGCAAGAUUGCUGUGUGGGCGGAGGAGAGGGUUGCCGGUCACGUGAUCGUCGAUAUUGAUGUGAAGAAUGCGCUUUUCACGGCGGCAGGAUGAAAAUUCAUCGCCGACUCGUGAACAGAUUCUAGGUAUCGUCUAAUAGAAUAUUUUGUUUACGAGAUAUUCUGGCAAAGGCGUGAUUAUGACGAUUAUGGUGAUUUUUCCAAAGACUAGAGCAGCAAAAUUGGACCCUCAACAGCUAUAGCAGUGGAAUGAACCCCUGCCGUGACCUGAUACACACAAGAAUUACCGCAUAAUGUACCACUUCGCUUCCUGUGUACAUUUCUUUUUCGUUUAGCUCCUCAUUGUCGCUCUUUAAAGUAGCAGGCUAAAAACUCGCACUUCCUAUGGCCGCCUCACAGAUUAACAUAACCAUACAGCGUAAAGGUAAUCCUCAAGGAAGCAAUAAAUAAAAUUGAGCAUGA
Messenger RNA from Dermacentor andersoni, 1809 nucleotides. RefSeq lists its product as uncharacterized. NCBI's taxonomy places the organism in Eukaryota, Metazoa, Arthropoda, Arachnida, Ixodida, Ixodidae. Gene Ontology annotation, cellular component: nucleus; cytoplasm. Gene Ontology annotation, molecular function: histone H3T3 kinase activity. Gene Ontology annotation, biological process: intracellular signal transduction; mitotic cell cycle. The record is from RefSeq and is a predicted model, not a curated record.